AUGGCAGCAGCACAAAGACUCGGCCUCUUAUCGGGACACCUUCUUAGAAGCUCCCUUACUCCGUUGUCAAAACGAACGUUCACUUCUUCUGUCAGACUACAAGCUGGCUUCCAGAAAAUUGUUGUGGAUAACCCGGUGGUUGAACUGGAUGGAGAUGAGAUGACCAGAAUCAUUUGGAAAAAGAUUCGCGAAGAGCUCGUUCUUCCGUAUCUUCAACUCGACAUCAAAUACUAUGACCUUGGCUUAGAAUACCGCGACCAGACCAACGACCAGGUUACCGUUGACUCCGCCGAGGCCAUCAUGAAGUACGGUGUGGGAAUCAAGUGCGCGACAAUUACACCGGACGAAGCUCGUGUCAAAGAGUUUAAUCUCAAAGAGAUGUGGAAGAGUCCGAAUGGAACUAUCCGUAACUUAAUUGGCGGAACGGUUUUCCGCGAGCCUAUUAUCCUCACACGUAUUCCUCGACCCGUUCCGGGUUGGGUGAAGCCCAUUGUCAUUGGCCGACAUGCCUUUGGUGAUCAGUAUCGUUCAACCGACUUUGUUGCUCCUGGUCCUGGAAAGUUGCAAUUGAUCUACACUCCCGCGGAUGGUGCAAAAGCGACUACCCUUGAUGUGUACGACUUCAAAGGUCCAGGUGUCGCUAUGAGCAUGUACAACACAGAUGAGUCAAUCCAAGGUUUUGCUCACUCAUCCUUCAAAAUGGCAUUAUCGAAAAAAAUGCCAUUAUUCAUGUCCACUAAAAACACCAUCAUGAAGAAGUAUGACGGUCGUUUCAAAGACAUUUUCCAGGAAAUCUAUGAGUCGCAAUACAAGUCUAGCUUUGAGGCUGCUGGUAUCUACUAUGAGCAUCGUUUGAUCGAUGAUAUGGUUGCCCAAGUCAUCAAGUCGUCUGGUGGUUUUGUCUGGGCAUGCAAAAACUACGACGGUGACGUCCAAUCUGAUAUCCUCGCACAAGGAUUUGGUUCUCUUGGAAUGAUGACUUCAGAGUUGAUAACCCCUGAUGGGUUAGUUGUCGAGUCUGAGGCUGCACACGGAACUGUAACCCGUCACUAUCGUGAGUGGCAGAAAGGCAAUGAGACAUCCACGAACCCUGUCGCAUCAAUCUUUGCUUGGACAAGGGGUCUGCUGCAUCGAGCUAAGCUUGACGGGAACGACAAACUGAAGGCCUUUUGUGAAAAACUGGAGAAGUCUUGUGUGGAGGUCAUCGAUGAGGACGGUGUGAUGACGAAAGAUUUGGCAUUGGCGAUUCAUGGAAAGGAUAUGAAGAGGGAACAUUGGGUCAUAACGGAUGUGUAUAUGGAUGCUGUCAAUGCCAAACUCCUGAAGAAGCUGAGUAAUUAA
Molecule: messenger RNA, 1341 nt
Organism: Lentinula edodes (shiitake mushroom)
Lineage: Eukaryota; Fungi; Basidiomycota; Agaricomycetes; Agaricales; Omphalotaceae
Product: isocitrate dehydrogenase
Exons: 8
Coding region: 1-1341 (446 amino acids)
Biological process (GO): isocitrate metabolic process
Cellular component (GO): mitochondrion
Molecular function (GO): NAD binding; isocitrate dehydrogenase (NADP+) activity; magnesium ion binding
Source: RefSeq, a predicted model, not a curated record